Molecule: messenger RNA, 3187 nt
Organism: Acanthopagrus latus (yellowfin seabream)
Lineage: Eukaryota; Metazoa; Chordata; Actinopteri; Spariformes; Sparidae
Gene: cdr2a
Product: cerebellar degeneration-related protein 2a
Exons: 7
Coding region: 307-1710 (467 amino acids)
Source: RefSeq, a predicted model, not a curated record
CUGCAGAUUUUACACUGCCAAAUGUGUUUAAAGUGAGGAUGAAUAUUCACUAAAAAAUCAAGUAAAAGUCAUUUUCUUCUGUCGCGGUUAUCUGCCACCUACCGGAUGUGGGGGUGCAUUAGAGAUUUGCCACGUUGCCGUAGACAACAGGGGGACUUAACGCCUCGCGCAACACCGGGAGGAUGUAGUUGACGUUUCUCCACAGACGGGAGCGGACCGCUUCAAGCUGCUUAACAGGCACGCACACACACACCUGUGUGUCAGGUUUCUGACAGGUGGAGACCGUCCUCGCCCCGCGGCUGUAUAAUGUUAACUGACAUGAUUUUGGAGGAAGAGUUUGACAAGAAUGGAGAGUCUUGGUAUCACCCACAGGACCUGGAAAACGAUCUCCAUUUGGCAGCGGAGCUGGGGAAAACCCUCCUGGACAGGAACCAUGAGCUGGAGCAGGCCCUGCAGCAGAUGUACUCCACCAACCAGGAGCAGCUGCUGGAGAUCGAGUACCUGACCAAGCAGUUGGACCUGCUGCGUCAGAUGAACGACCAGCACGCCAAAGUGUACGAGCAGCUGGACGUGGCCGCCAGGGAUCUUGAGCAAGGCAACCAGAGACUAGUGCAGGACAACCGCCUGGCCCAGCAGAAGAUCCACAGUCUGACUGAGACCGUUGAGGGGCUUCAGACCUACAUGGAGGACCUGCAGACUCAGGUGGAGGAGCUAAAGAUGGCUCAGGCUGAGCGGAACAAAAGAGAUCUGGCGGAGCAGCGACGCAGCCUCGGAGCACAGAGUGUGUCCUGUCUCAAAGAGCUGUAUGACUUACAACAUGACAGGCACCAAGCUAACGAUAGCCUGCGCGUGGAUGGACUCUGGUCACCACACGGCUCUUCCUACAACCGAGACGGACACCAAGACCCAGAGGAGGAAAAUGCGGCUCUCCGACGCUCCAUCCAGACCCUCCAGAGCCAGAUAGCUGCGGAGCGGAGCCGGCGAGAGGCUGCAGAGCAGGAGAUCGAGUUGACAAUCAGGGAGAACACAGGCCUGGAGCAGCGGCUGGCCCUGCUGGACGGCUGCCGGGCCAGGCAGAAGGAGCUGGAGGCCGAAGUGGAGCAGAUGCGGCUUCUGUGGCGCGCUGAAUGUGCCAACAGUAUGAGAAGACCGGACCAGCUGCUGGUGCCCGACACAGUAUUCUUUGCCUCAGAGGAGAGACCCAGCGUGGUUCAGGAUGAGAUGGAGGAGAGUGCAGAAAAAUAUGAGGAUCAGCAGAGGAGAUCCACCCGGCAGAGGUGUAACAGCGACAGUGUUUUGAGAGCGACGAACCCAGAUGAGAUUCGCCGCGGUCACGAGCAGCUGUGCAUAAGGCGAGCGGAGGCGGUGAAACAGAGGGGCAUCUCUCUGCUCAACGAGGUGGAUGCGCAGUACAGCGCACUGCAGGUGAAAUACGACGAGCUGCUGCAGCGGUGCCAGCAGGCGACAGAUCAGCUCAGCCAUAAAGCCGUCCAGACGUCCACUGCGCCCUUCCCGAGCGCCCGAACGCGCCGCCGCCUGUCCAGCUUGGUUGCCCUGUCCGACCUGACGGCGGUUCUGGAGGACAGCCAGCAGCCCGAGUACAAGGCUCUCUUCACCGAGAUCUUCACCUGCAUCCAAAAGACCAAAGCGGACCUCAGUGAAAACAGACGUCCAGUCAAGGACAGUGACUCUCAGUGCUCUCCCAAAUGAUCCAAUAAUUCAUCAUCCUGAGGCUCAUUUGUGUUUGAUAAGGAGAAACUUGAGAAAGUGCUUUGCUAUAAAAAUAUCCAGACGCAAUAAGCUCGCUCAGUCCCUGCGUGUCUUGCUGCAGUCCUCUUGUGUCCUGUCAAUUUGACACGUUUGCUUUUGUUAGUCAGCACUUAUACUUUUACUCCAUCCUUAUCGAAAAUGAGGUGUUAUGAAAGUGAUGGUAAAGAAUUAUUGUACGGGGGAGAUUUUUAUAUUUGGAUAAAUACUGUGUGUACUAUCAGAUUCAUGGCUCGUACAAAGUACAUUUCAGCGGUGCUUGGCCUCAAAAUGCAUUAUGCAAAAAGUAUUAUGUCCACCUCCAGCAGUACUCAGUGUUUAAAUUAACCCUGUGACUUAAUCAUUAGGUGCUUGGGAGAGGAACAUUGAAUGUUGUUUGCUAGAAGUUUGAGAAGUAGCUGUUACGUGCGACUUACGUAAACAGAAGUGUUGGAAUGUUGUAAUAGGAUGAGAAGCUGUAGUAAGGGCUGAAGUCUCAGGAGUUUAUGGUAAUUGGCUCAACAGCGAGUGGAAGUUGGUUUUUGUGGGUUGGCGAUAGUUGGUUCACCGGCUGAGGGUUGUUGGAGUGUCACCAGGGGAACUGGACACUGGAAAAUUGACAAUAGUCCGUGCUUUCUGUUUUCAUGCACGUGUGCAGCUUUUCAUGGGUGUCUCAAUGCCAGUAGGACACAUGAUAACUCUGCACUUUUUACGACUGAAUCACAUUUUCUGUUUUAUUUAUUCUGUUUGUUUAGUUUUGUACCUUUUAGAGGAGAUUCAAUUAUAUUUAUUUUCUUUGUUGCUAAGUAUGCAGAGCAGAUCAGUCAACUGAGAUUGACAAAAUUAUUUUUUUUUUUGUAGUUAAUAUUCUGUCUCAUGCAGGAGAGAGAAAAACAAAUACAGAGUUAAAUCAAAGCACAAAAGAAAUGUUACCUCAUUUAUAAACAGAUUCCUUUGUAUUAAAUAUUUCUUUCUGUCUUGGACAUUUACUGCUCUUAAUAUGGUCCACAAACUGUAUUGUCAGGUCAGCAUGAACAACUACUAACUCUUCUAUAACCCCUUUAAAGGUGCAUUAUGUAAGAAUUGGACACCUACCAAAUUCAUCGUCCAAACAAAAACAUGUUGCAUUUGGGAAGUUAAAAUAUCUUCCCCAAAACUACAUAAUGCACCUUUUAAGGCCCUCAACUGUUAUUGGCUGAAAUUUAUUAAACCGAGGUCGUCAUGUUACGUUCACUCUCCAUGUGAUGUGACGCUCAUGAGAAAGAAGAUGCUUAAUAGACCGUUCUUAUGUACUAAACUAAAGUAUUAUAAAGGCAUUUAGCUCUGUGCCGGUAUAAAAGCUGUGAAACUGCAAAAGGCAUCGCUGUAUGAUCUGUCCUCCGUGAAGACUAACAUGUUUUGUUUUGCAGCUAACUAAUAAAAGCAAUGCUGCAGGAGCCUG